AAAAUAAGGGAUAAGCCUGUAGUUGGUGUAUGCAAAAAAACCAAAAUAAUAAUAAUAAUAAGAUUUUGUAUAAACUUAAUUUUCCUCCGUAGUGUAUCUCCUGGUUCUCCUGUUUUCUGUGGAGUAGUUUCCGACUAGAUUGAGGCAAUGUAAAAAGCUAGCUCCAAGUUGCAUAUAUAUAUAUAUAUAUAUAGACAGAGAGAGAUAGAAAUACACACACACACAUACAAGCACUGAGAAGGUCAUUGAAUUUGCUGUAGAUCGAUAUAUGGAGGAAAAGCUUAUGCGUGCGGUUCAGUACAGUCGUUAUGGAGGAGGACCUUCUGGCUUAGAGCAUGUUGAAGUUCCAAUUCCAACUCCAAACAAAGAUGAAAUAUUGGUGAAAGUGGAAGCAGCUAGUCUAAACCCAUUUGAUUGGAAAGUUCAGAAAGGCAUAUUAUGGCCUCUAUUUCCUAGCAAAUUCCCACAAAUACCAGGUAAUGAUGUGGCAGGAGAGGUUAUAAAAGUUGGACCUGGCGUGAAAAAAUUCAAAGCCGGCGACAAAGUCGUAGCUAUGAUUACCCCUGGUAUUGGAGGUGGACUAGCUGAAUAUGCAGUGUCCAAGGAGAGCUUGACUGUUGCAAGACCACCUGAGGUUUCAGCAGCUCAUGGUGCACCGUUACCUGUAGCUGGUCUAACUGCUCACCAAGCAGUCACCGAGUCUGCAGGGGUCAAUCUUGACGGAAGCGGAAAGCAUAAAAACAUUCUGAUAAUCGCUGCCUCUGGCGGUGUGGGACAUUAUGCAGUUCAAUUGGCAAAGCUCGGAAACACGCAUGUCACAGCCACUUGCGGGGCUCGAAACAUGGAGAUCGUAAAGAGUUUAGGUGCUGAUGAGGUGCUUGACUACAAGACCCCAGAUGGGGCAGCUUUGAGGAGCCCUUCCGGUAGGAAAUAUGAUGUGGUAAUUUACUGUGCAGCAGGCAUUCCUUGGUCCACUUUUGAGCCUAAUUUGAGUGAGAAUGGGAAGGUGAUAGAUAUAACCCCUGUACCAACUGCUCUGUUCGGUUAUGCUUUGAGAAUGCUUUCUAAGAAGAAACUAGUGCCAAUGCUACUAAAACCAAAGGGUGAGAACCUGGAUUUUCUUGUUAAUUUAGUGAGGGAAGGAAAGCUUAAGACAAUUAUUGACUCGAAGUAUCCUCUGAGCAAGGCAGAAGAUGCAUGGACUAAGAGCAUUGAAGGUCAUGCUACAGGGAAGAUUAUUGUGGAGCCCUAGUACGUAAUACAUUUGUGGUUUUAGGGCUCUGGUAGUUUUUUUAUUUUUUAUUUUUGGUGAAAUUUUAAUAGGCUAUGAUGUUUAAACAUUGUCAUUAUUAUUAUUUGGUGAGUAAGUUAAACAUUGUCAAUGGCUUGCUGAAUAAGCACAUUCAGCUGUAAUACCAUUAUUAUUGUUGUUGUUGUUGCUGUUGUUAAACUACGAUUUUUUUUA
Ziziphus jujuba (common jujube) is the source of this 1465-nucleotide messenger RNA. Its product is annotated as chloroplast envelope quinone oxidoreductase homolog. Lineage: Eukaryota; Viridiplantae; Streptophyta; Magnoliopsida; Rosales; Rhamnaceae. The record is from RefSeq and is a predicted model, not a curated record. The coding region runs from base 269 to 1252 and encodes 327 amino acids. The transcript has 5 exons. Gene Ontology annotation, molecular function: oxidoreductase activity.